This is a messenger RNA of Podarcis lilfordi (Lilford's wall lizard), 8900 nucleotides long. The record is from the annotation of a GenBank genome assembly. NCBI's taxonomy places the organism in Eukaryota, Metazoa, Chordata, Lepidosauria, Squamata, Lacertidae.
GCUGAUCUGGAUGGCAAAGCACCUGAUUUGCUCAGAAGGAUAAGCACUGGAAAUUCCUGAGCGUCUGCAGGCAUGAUCAGCUUCUGCUCCAGGGAUCGAGUGUACAAAGAAGAAAGAGGGAGAGGGAGAGAGAGGGAGACUUAAAAGACUGUUUCUCGUGGUCACUCUUGAACUUUCUCAGUACAUUAACAGCUGAAUGUUAGGUAAGUAUAGAAAGCAAUGAAGGGGAGGAGGAGCACAAUGGUGUUAUUGUUGGCCAGGGGUCUCCCACCAGCCCAUAUCCUCUUGGUUUCUCAACUCCCAGAGAGGUGCAAUUUAUCAACUGACUUGAUGAAUGGUCACGGAUUCAAUUGUGGGGUGGGGAGAGGCGCAGGAUCCUUCCCCACCCAGCUGCUGGGGUGACUGUCCUGUUGACGUCAGACAUUUUUACCUCAUCUCCUGGCACCGGGACGUUAUAUUUAUAACAGCACCAGGAGUAGUGGAACUGGAAUAGGCGUGUCCCUACUCCAUCAUCUCUGCUUUUUUCCUCAUUUGCUUUUAAAGCUGCCCUUAGAGUGUGAGAGAGCAAUUUUGCUGCUUGUCUCGCUCGGGGAGAGAAGAACGAGCAGAGCUGAGAUUAUUUGCCGAGUGGGUGUGCGGCAGGAAUUUCCCUGGUUUGCCCUCUGCUACUGAAGAAGACGCAUCUAGCCGUGGGAGCACAGAGCACACUCAAGGUAAAUCAAAGACCAAAGCUACCGUGAUGGGAUCAUAGAGCAAGAGGUUUGGUAGGAGGGAGUCCUGUGGCUCUUUCUCAACCUGACCCCAGGGCAUGCUGCUGUGGUGCAGUUUGUAGCUUCAUUUCUGGAUUGCUAGUCUGCAGAUGGGAUUUUCCUUUCAUGUUUUUAGCAUUACAAAGACACCCAUCGACAGUCAUUCUCUGGCUCUUUCCUAGAAUCUGAAAAGUGCAAAAAAUUCCUUAUUUGUGUAUACGCACUGGUGCGCAAAGCAUGCCUUCCCUGUAGAUUUAUUUUGCGUUCUCACAGCUAGCAAGUCUUAACUGGAGUACCUGGAAUUCUGUUGAUUUAGCCCUGCUAUUAUUAAGCAAGUUGGUGUCCCGUUGGCAUCAAUGUGUUCAUUCUGUUCAAACGCAUGCAGCACUGUUUAAUUGGUUUGUGGAUCUGGCUGUUUGACCUCUAGCUAUCAGCUGCAUGUGGUUUUAAGAUAGCUGUACACUCUUAAGUGGAGGGUAGCAAACCAGGCAGUGAAUGAAUGAUUUGCAGCCCGGUACUAUGCAUGUUUACUUGGCAGCAAGUUUGCAUAGGUCUACAGCCUGAGUGCUUAAAAGUAUUUUUCUUUUUCUCAGAAAUGGAGAGGGUGGGGGGAUUUCUGCCUGGCCCUUGUACAACCAAGGCAAGUGCUAAUGUUAAAAUGACACAUAGGGGUUCUGAUUUGGAAAUUUCUCACCAGAAGAAGCAACUUACCCUGCAUUCAGUCUUUAUGGUGAGUUUUCUGUAUUCAGUUAUCUGAAGGAAUGUCUCUGAGGACACAGCAGAUGGAGGAAAGGGGUGUUCCUGCUUGAUACAGUGUUGACAGUCCUUUGGAGAACGCGGUGCAUUUGCCUACACCUGCAGGCAGUUGGGGCCUGACUCAAAAGAUUAAAAUUUGGUGGCCCACAUUUGCCCCAAAAUGUCACAUUCCAUUAGAGGGCAGCGCCAGACCCUAAAGUGAGUGGGGUCAGACCCACACACAAUUACAGUGGUACCUCGGGUUAAGAACUUAAUUUGUUCUGGAGGUCCGUUCUUAACCUGAAACUGUUCUUAACCUGAGGUACCACUUUGGCUAAUGGGGCCUCCCGCUGCCGCCGCGCCGCAAUUUCUGUUCUCAUCCUGAGGUAAAGUUCUUAACCCAAGAUACUAUUUCUGGGUUAGUGGAGUCUGUAACCCAAAGUGUUUGUAACUUGAAGCGUCUGUAACCCGAGGUACCUCUGUACGCACUCAACACACAUAAUCACACAGAGAGAGGCGUUUUUCAUGGGGAGAAGAGAUAUGUAUUUGUUUUUCAGUAACUCUGUUGAAGUUUCGCUUUCCAUUUUUCAUUCCUUUGGACUCCCCACUCUGAAAGUUUGUAAAAACAAGCAACCCAACAAAGUUUGACUGUGCAGAAGGCAAAAAGCAACCAGUAAUGCCUGCUGGAGAUUACACCGCCAAACUUCAAGCCAUGCCAUAUAUAGCUCUUUAGUCUGAAACUUCAAAAGGCAAUUGCACCCUGAAAAUACUAUACCUGAGUUACAAAAUGUAUGCCUUUUGAUUACACGAUCCUCACUGUAGUAAAUAAUAUUUUAAAAUAUAAUGGUACUACUAGAUUAGUUCACCAUAUGCCUAGAUUCCAUAAUCCAUAACUCAGUUAAUGAAAUAAGGCUUUAUCUGAAUCAGCUUAAUAAUUAUUUGAUUCCUUUGACAUCUCUAAGUAGUGUCUGACUUGCUUCAGCUGCUCUGAUAUUAUCCCCUUCAUAGAAUUGUAGGGUUGUAGUCCAUUUCACUCUCUUUUUCAAAUCAUGCUUUAUCAUGCUUCUCUUAAUUUCUACAGGUUUUCCUUUAAGGCGGCAUCCACUUUAGGGCUGUCCUGAGGCACCAUGGCCUCCCGGCCAGUCUGUCAAGGCUUAGAUAGAGACUAUGACUUCCUCUGUGACACCAAGGACUAUUGGGGCGUUGUUGUGGAAUCCUUUGCUACCGCUGGUGCUGUCGUCACAGCCAUCCUGAUCGUUGUGCUCAUUUUCCUUGUAUGUAAAGUCCAAGACAACACAAAGCGAAGCCUGAUCCCUGUCCAGUUCCUCUUCCUUCUGGGCACUCUAGGAAUCUUCGGCCUCACUUUUGCCUUCAUUAUAAGGCUCAACGAGAGGACUGCCCCCACCCGCUUCUUUCUUUUCGGGGUCCUCUUCGCCCUCUGCUUCGCCUGCCUCCUGGCCCAUGCCUUCGACCUCAUCAAGCUGGUGAGAGGAAGACGGCCAUUUUCGGUACUGGCGCUGCUGGUUUUCGCCAUCAGCCUGACCAUUGUGCAGAUUAUUAUCGCCAUACAGUACGUAGCCAUCAACAGCCAAGAGCUGAGAGCCCUGAACUCCACGGAAGGUUUGACACAAAAAAGCCGCGUGGACUUCGUUCUGCUUCUCAUCUACGUGCUUUUCCUGAUAGCCCUCCUCUUUGUGGUCUCCACUUUUGUUUUCUGUGGGUCAUACAGAAGGUGGAAGAGGCAUGGCACACACACCUUCUUCACAGCCCUGUUCUCCAUAGGCAUCUGGGUGGCAUGGAUCAGCGUGUUCAUGACAGACUUUGGGAAAAGGCCAGAAUGGGACGAUCCCACUAUCAGCAUUGCUCUGGUAGCUAAUGGGUGGGUCUUCCUGAUGAUAUAUGCAGUGCCUGAGCUCUGUUUCCUCACCACUCCACGGAAGCCUGGAGACUACCCUCCGGAGAAUGAUGCCUGCCAGCCUAAAGUCCUGAAAAAAACCUACGGAGUAGAGAAUCGAGCCUAUGCUCAGGAAGACAACGCGCAAGGUAUGGCUAUCCAUAGCAAUGCCUGUAUGUCUGGGACUGGCAAGUGCUUUGUGUGAUAGAGAGAGCAUCUUUGGCAAGCUAAAAAUAUUCAGAUGCUGCUGAAUUAUUAUUUUUUAACCCAUUUUAAAGCAUUCCCUAGGACAGCUUCCCAUGUUCUCAUUUGGUGUUGCAGAGCACAAAGAGGGCCAUACUGGACGUGUCCUUGGAAAGGCAGGCACUUUUUAUGACAAUCCUGGGCCACAGGGGAGGUGGGAGGCCAGCUUCCUAGUGUUUCCUGUAAUGCAGGCUCACUGCCACCUAAGUAAAUGCUUCUAUAGCCAAAGCCUAUAUAAUGAUUUAUGGCAUUCAUUUGUCACUUUUCUUUCUUUCUUAAAUCUUAAAUCUCAAAUCAACAUGUUGCACACCACAUGGAUCAGGAUUCAGUCAGGUCCCAAAAUGGGAAAUAUUUUGGGUGGCUGAAAUCCUAGAUGCACUUACCUGGGAAUAAGGCCCAUUAGGGGCAUCUAGCCCAGUAUCUAACCCACUGCCAGGGUUCUCUCCCAGUCCUACCAAGAGAUGUUGGGGAUUAACCCAGGGACUUCUGCAUGCAAAGCAGAUGCUCCUAUGGGCGUAGCCAGGAUUUUUGUUAGGGGACAGGCCUUUUGUUAGGCGGGGGCAGAACCUUAGUUAGCUAUGUAUUUAUAUUUAUUGAUUUGGGGGGCAGCUGCCCCUCCCUUCCCUCCCCUUUGGCUAUGCCCAUUGAUGCUCUGCCUUUGAGCUACAGCCCUUCCUUUAUGCAAAUGACAAAGGCUUUCAUUCUGAGUAAAUACAAAUUGGACUGGGCUGCACAACACACUACAUCAGAGGUUUUCAACCUUUUUGGCUCCACAGCUUCCUUGACCAACUGCAUUCUUUCUGUGGCACCCCUGUGGGGCUCAGGAGCCCAGUUUUGUCACCCCUUGCCUGCAGGGCUGGCAGCCUCUCAUGCUUUUUUGAACACCCUCCCUUGUGGAGUGUUCCCUCAGCCUCUUCCCCUCUCCUCUCUCCUUGGGAGUCCUCUGGGCAGCCACAACUGUUGCCCCAGUCUCUGAGCUGCCCCCCCGCCAGAAAGAGAGGUGCUCCUCACGCUGCCCCACAGGGGCCUGGGAGGCACCCCCUGGCCAGCCCCAGAGGCCCUAUUUGCCUGCAGAGCUUGAAGCCGGGGCUGCUGUAACAAACAGCCAUGCAAGCCUUUGGGAGAGAUGCAAGAGGGUGUCAAAGAGGAGGGAGAAAGGGAAGAAGGAACAGAGGCCAGUGUUGCCCACAGCGCCCCUGACCAUCCUUCAAGGCACCCCAGGGUGCCACGGCUAUAGUUCUCAGGAUGUUUUAACUGUACUGUGUAUACACAACUGUUGCUGUAGAUGGUUGUCUGGAAUCAAAUGGAGUUUGCUUUGUUUUUGUGGCAAUAUUAAACACACUGACUCACUGCCUCCCCUUGCUUGUCUUUUUCAGUUCCAGAUGCAAACAGGGGUCCUUCAUAUCCUCCAUAUUCAACUCACUUCCAGCUGCAGGUAAAUAAACAGUCUUUGAUUUUCAGUACGGGAAUGAUUCGUUGCAAUGCAACUUCAUUCAGUCAAGUGGCCUAUGAAGGAAUUUCAACAUGUUUGGAUAAUUAUUAAACAUUGUCGAGUUGGUGGUGGAGCUGCCACUCACAUGAGGUUAUGUGGUCUUGGGGCUGUGUGGGACACAGAGAACAACUCAGCUAACAAGCUGCAUUUGACGUCUGGGUAACGUGAGUUCUUUUUGGCUGCGUCGAGACAACAGAAUAGUUUAUGUUGGGGCAGGUAAUAGAAUUGGCUGUAAACUGCAGAUUGCUGUAAAUUGCAGUUGUAUAGUGGGCCCUGUAUGCAACGUCCGAGCCAACCUGAGAUCACUCAGUGAGCAUUUUAAUGCCACUGCUGAUAUUAUUGGAGACAAACAAAGUCAAGUAUGAGUGAAGGCGAUGCUUCCUUCUGAUCACAUGGUUGUUAACCAGUCAGGAAUGUGUGCCUCUCCCCUCCAAGCAGUCAAAGAUUAUUGCUGUGGAGGUGAUGAGUCUCUGUGCUUAUAGCAAAUGGUGAACGAGUUGCUUCUUCUCUAAACAGGCAAAGAAAGAGAGGGGAUUGUGGGGAGCUUCUAUGUCCAAAGUUCGAACGGAAGAUGCCAGUAACUGGGGAAGGAGGGGUUGGGAUCACACUGAAGCACUUUAUUCACCUUAUGCAGCAUUCUAGAAAAAUAAUUAAAAGGGAAUCAGUUUUGCAGCUACCAAAAGCUUUCACGAGCCCAACCCAGCACCAUUGGCUCAAGUAUAUUUCCAUGCAAAACUAACCAUGUGGUAAUGUAUCUAGCAUGCAGUUUUGUCUGGACGGGUUCUCUUAAAAGGCCUGCCACAUUAGGAAUCACAGACUAGACUUAAGAGUUUGGCUGACCUUUACCCCCUGAUUAACGAAGGAUUUCCCUAUACAUUACCCAGGCUCACUUCCAUUAUAAGUGACCCAAGCGCUGGAUUUUCUUCUAGGUCUUUAGAAAAGUUGGCCACUACCAACCUGCCACUGCAAAAGUUGGGGCAGGGGGCUCUGAGAAUCUUCCUCAACCUAGUUAAAAAACAGUUCCGCUUUCUCAAAAGAAACAUUCAACAGAACAUAUGUCACUUAAAAACCUUACAAUUCCACUUCCUUCCUCUUUUUUUGCCUAGAACCUUGAGCCCCAGCAGGAUUUCUCCAUCCCACGGCCGAAAACCCGAACCAGCCCAUACCAAGAGUAUUCUGGAGGGAAAGGUGUCAAGUAGCCGUCCUGCUACUAAUGCCAGAGAAGCCAUUCUGAGUCGGCGGAGGUGCUGGAAAUCAUCACGGAUAUAGCGGUGCUUCAGUUUUUAUUAAAUCAGGGACAGAACUCAGCGCUGCAGCGGAUGAAGGAAGAUGCCUGUCCUUUUCUCCUGCACACCUUUUAUAUCUGCCUUCGUACACUUGGCACUUUAUAAUGUUUUCUUUUGCCGUGUUCCUUCAUUUAAUGAAUUGCUGUAGGCUUUUUUUGAGGUAGCCUCUCAUUCUUGCUACCUUGCUGCCCUGCCUUCUGCCACCCAAGUGCUGAGGGGGAAGGUCUGAAGCAUGGAGCUUUCUCUAUAGAGCUCUCAUGUUGUUUAGACCCAUGAUUUGCACAGGAUUCUAUAUCACCUGGGGGGGGGCAGCCCAUAAAUGGGGGGGGGGGGCGGCAGUGAGCCUAGCCAUGCUCUUCCCCUCCACAGCUGCAAUUGCUUAAGAGGCAAUCUCCCAAAUAGGGUUUAUGGCUUCUCUCAGUUCCACAGAGAAUUCUAUACCUCAGCAUUUUGCCCAAGCUUGUUUUUCUCCUCACAACACAAACAGGAAAGAUUGUAUCCAUCCCAUUCACUCGUGGGGUUCCCUGUGAGUAAAAAUGUGAGUAAAGCUCAAGGAGUAUUCUUGGCCCAGGCCACAUACCUGAAAUGUAUGUAUUUGCGUUUUCUCCUAACCUCCCCCCCACUCCGUCUUUGCCCUUUGAAGCAUUGGAAUUCGCAGGAAUAUUUUAUGAUAACUGUACCAUUUAGAAGCCUGCGAAAUCUCCGAAUGUCUUCCUUUUAAGAGGUGGCCUGUAUCAGUGGCUGUCUUUAGUCCUACGUGCAAUGCCAGGCCUGUAAUAGCACUGCUGUCCUCAAAUCCUGUCAAAUUCUUCCUACCUGCUUUUGUGGAACUGAGUCACAAAGGGAAGUAGCCCAAACAAAAACAAAUCAGUUUUCAAACCAGGAAAUCGCAGUAUUUUUAAAAGUGAAAGUCAUUCCAAACUGUCUAUAGAUCUGCUUUGAACACAGGAAGAAAGCAGAAGGAGGGGGAAAGAAAACAGGUUUUAAAACUGUGUACAGCUUUGAAUGAGAUUUCUUUACAGGCUUCCUGCUUUUGCCAUUGAUGCCUAAUCUCUCCCCUGGUGAGACUUCCAAGCCCACUGAGCAUGCUUAGGGGACCUAACAUUAAGACUGUUGGGAGAUGGGGAGAUUGCUCUCCUCUGCAGAGGACAAUCCUGCAGUUUGAAGGCAGUGAUGUGUGACAGCAUAGAAACAGGGUAGUAGAUUAGAAUAAUUAUCUCUAAAUAUGCGUCUCUUCCUAUAAAUUAGCACAUGCAAAUUUUAUGUGCUGUUGUGUAGAGAGGACCCUUGACUAUAAUACACAAACAUAAGAAAGUCCUCUGAGUGUGUGAACAGUGGUGUGAACAACCAAAACAAUGCAUUAUUGGGGGGGGGGGGCGGAGGCGGAUUGCAAGAAGUUGAGGGAUGGGAUGGGCAAACUGAUGCAUGGCCAUCUCCUGCCAAAGCUGCAUGAGAGAUGAACAUGAUCUCUUGAAGUCAACAUGGCAACAACUCCACAGAGAGCAGUUAGUCAAACCCUCCUGGGGGGAAAAAAUCCCUACCUAGAGAUCUUCUCAGCACGGGUUUCCUCCUGUCAUUCAUUAUUAGCAGAUUUCAGUGAUAGAGAAAGGGAAACUUUGGAAGCAUAAUGGUGGUGGCGGAGGGAAUUCAUUGAAUGCCACUAAGGCUGCAAUCCUAUACCCGCUUACUCUGGGAUCAGCCUCAUUCAACUCAGUGGGGUUUCCUGCAACUCUUUUACCACUGUUAAUCAAACAGCAUUUUAGGACAUACUAACGCUAACCGCUAGCAAAAUGUUGCAUAUUGGAGUGCUGCUGCUCAGGAUUCCUCCCACUCUACUCUGCUCUAUUCCCCCUGUCCUGGUUUUCCAUUCUCCUUCCUGCAAUAGCCAGUCACAAUUUUGUUGUCACUAAGCUUGCUCAGUCUCCUCAUUGGGCUGUUUGGAGAGGUGGUUUCCUCCUAAGAGUUUCGCACCUUCCCGAAUAUUUUCUAUACUUCUGCAAACCUUGGGGUUCCUGCUGAUAGUUUCCUCUUGGUGCAGUUUUGGGCUAUAUAAGGACCAGCACAUAAUAGUAUUAAGACUGAUAUUAUAUGAUUGCUUUAUAUGAUGAUUGCAGAUGGGGAAGAACACUGGCUAUCACAAGCCUUACUCAUAUGGCAAACACUUCCAGAAAGUUGUUUCAGAUUUUAAUGGGGAGUUGGGGAAACUCUUUUACAACCGGCUCAAGAAAAAUAAGACACAAUUCAGAGAAAGUCAAGCUUCUUUUUCCAUUGAUUAUAAUGGGAUCCAUUAGUCCUGUGCUUAACAAUGCUCCCAUUAAAAUCCAUUGGGGGGGAAGUGCACAAUUUUGCUCCUUAACCUGUGGGAAAGGAUUCUUCAGGUUUUGUUUUUGCUUGUGUGCUUGUAAAUGUAUUAUAUUAUUAUUUAUUUGUUUAUUUCUCAUACCACACGGAACACAUUGGUCUGCAUUUAAUAAAUAAUUAUAGACGGUGUGUAUUGAUAA